UUUGGGAAAUACUUUAAUUCUAAAGGCGAAGUAUUCUACAGGAGUACACUUGGUUUACAUUUGAAACCAGGAAAGAUACCGGAAUACUAAUUUCAUUAUGCUUGCUGAGGGAAGAGAGACGCCUGUCGCCACUUUGGCACAUACAAAUAGCGGACAUCGCGAGGAGCCCUGCCAACGCAUUAACGCAAUUGACCACAGUCGUAGACACCGAACUGCAUUCACCCGGGAACAACUGUCCCGCCUGGAGCAAGAAUACCUAAAAGAGAGCUACGUUUCUCGACCGAGGAGAUGCGAGCUUUCGACAGCACUCAACCUCCCUGAGACCACAAUUAAGGUGUGGUUCCAAAACAGGCGGAUGAAGGACAAGAGGCAACGUCACUCACUCAGCUGGCCACACCCCCUGGACCCCAACCUCUGCGCCCUGAUGGUGAGCCAGGCGGCGACAGGCCUACCGUACCCCUUCCUAUCCCACCUGCCCCUACACCUCUACUCCCAUCUUGGGGUUGGGGCGGCUGCCCCUCUCAGGCCACUGGAUCCCCUGCGCCUCUCCCAUACCCCCUACCCCAGGAUCGGUGGUCUAACGCCGACCACCCUCUACCCUCAUUCGAAUGUGAUGCACCACCCCGCCACCUGCCCGUGUCCAGUGUGCCUCCACUGGGGAUCAGACCCACUGCUCAAAGCCAGGGGAGAGUGUGCUGUCGGCCUGAGUCGGGCUUGCAGUCCCAAAACCAUGGCUGCCGGUAUGGACAGGAGGGAAGAGGUGGCUUUGCCCAGAUGA
Messenger RNA from Esox lucius (northern pike), 778 nucleotides. It is a transcript of the gene eve1, whose product is annotated as even-skipped-like1. Lineage: Eukaryota; Metazoa; Chordata; Actinopteri; Esociformes; Esocidae. The transcript is spliced from 3 exons. Gene Ontology annotation, cellular component: nucleus. Gene Ontology annotation, molecular function: RNA polymerase II cis-regulatory region sequence-specific DNA binding; DNA-binding transcription factor activity, RNA polymerase II-specific. The record is from RefSeq and is a predicted model, not a curated record. The coding region runs from base 98 to 778 and encodes 226 amino acids. Gene Ontology annotation, biological process: regulation of transcription by RNA polymerase II.